Guillardia theta CCMP2712 is the source of this 888-nucleotide messenger RNA. RefSeq lists its product as hypothetical. The transcript has a single exon. The record is from RefSeq and is a predicted model, not a curated record. Lineage: Eukaryota; Cryptophyceae; Pyrenomonadales; Geminigeraceae. Bases 1 to 888 code for a protein of 295 amino acids.
AUGUUGUAUGACAAGAAUCUUUUGGACAAAGUUGAUGCAAAUAUUUCAAAGCAUGGCUUACAAAACAAGUCCAUGAGGCAGAUUGUGAGGUCGAUGAAUGCGAGAACAUGCUUCCAAUCAGUGUACACGGAAGAAGUGGACCUGGACCUGAAUGCGAGAACAUGCUUCCAAUCAGUGUACACGGAAGAAGUGGACCUGGACCUGAUUCAGGAUGUGCUAACUAUUCAGUAUCCAUUCCUUCUUGAUUCUAUGUCGUCUCAAGCACCGCAAUCAAGGAUUAUCGAUGUUGUAGGGUACAUUUUCUUCAAUGAAGACAACUACAAUCGUCGAAAGCCCUAUUGUGAGAUUUCGUACUUCAAAUUGCAAGACCCUGAACAAACAAUUAAGAAGAUAGUAUCUUCCAGCAUCGAAGCUUCAGUGCUCACACCAUCCGGUUACCUCAAGACAGUCUCAGACAUCGAAGAGAUUAAGAACAGCAUGCAGCUAUGGCUCACAGCCAGGAGUCGUACAUUCAAGAAAGCAGGCACACAAGAUCUUGACUUUACUUGCAAGAAUAUUUCAAUGAGGAGUUUGCUUCGUUUAAUUCCACCUCGUCUUUUCAAACAUGUCAAGGCGAAGAGGAACAAAUCACAAUUCACAUGGAUAUUUGCAGAGAACAUCGUUCAAGAUAAAGCUUUCAGAGAAGUGUUAGAUAUCCCUUUCAAGUCGACACCGAAGCUUCAAGAAAAUCUGACACAAAUGUUUGUGGGCGGACCGAUGUAUUUGUCGUACAAACGGGGGAAUAUGUCCGUGGGUUUUGAAACAGUCGGUAGCAUUGGUGGCAUGAUGGGCAAGAUCCAAUGGGUUGAUUGGCGAGACAAGAAAAAGAGGCAACAGAGAGUGUUAUAA